AUGGUCGGCAAGGUCUCCGAGAGGGUGCUCCUCAGAGAGGGGCUGGAAAGAACCGACAAUGGCAUGAAAUUGACGUCGUGGCCCGAUGUCACCCCCAUCAACCAGAAGAAUUACUACACAGAUUAUAUGAAAAGGGAUGACCAGGUCCUUGCGCUCCGACUCCAAAGCGAUGCGACUCGCGACAGACUAGUACAGAGUGCCCGAGAUCGUGACCGCGCUCUUUCAAAGCCUGCCAAUGGCGAGCUGCCCCUACCACUGCCGGACCUCGGCGAAGAGGAUGGAGCGGCGACUCCCUCAGGUGGAAUGGAUCCAUCGAGGGUCAUUGUGAUUCACCCCGGAAGCCAAAACUUACGCAUCGGAUUUGCGAGCGACGCCCUUCCCAAGACGAUCCCGACUACGUUGGCAACCAAAUUCCCCCAGACCGAGUCCGAGAUGUACGAGGCCUUGCCCCGACGUCAGUUCGAGGCCAAGACCACGGACCAACAAUAUGGAGAAGAGUGGUCCAAGAAAUAUCAGAAAAUGUGCAACGACCUCAAGGUCGAAAUGCGUGCCAACAAGCGAAAAGUGCUUCCCAAUUCCAAGGAGCUGGUCCAAACCUUUAACCGCCGUACCGAAGCCGAGAUCAUCCAGAGGCACAAUGACGUGCUGGAAGUUGAAUGGACAGAUAUAGAAAAAUUGGAGGACCCAGAGUCACUAGCAUCUUGCUUCAUCGGGAACGAAGCGCUGCGAGUCCCCGACGAUUCAAACCCAAAGUUCAAGCUGUGGUGGCCUAUACAACAAGGAUACUGGAAUGAGGAUGGAUACACGAGCCAAGAGCACCUCUACGAUGAUUUCGAAACCCUCCUGGACAAGGCCCUACGUCAAGAGCUGGGCCUAAAGACAAAUAGCGAGUGGCAACAGUACAGCUGUGUUUUCGUCAUCCCCGAUCUCUACGACAAAAAGUAUGUGGAGCAGAUCCUGCGGUCUUGCAUGACCUGGUUCGAGUUUAGCAGGGUAUGCUUUAUCCAGGAAAGCAUGGCGGCCACGUUUGGAGCUGGAUACACCCAGGCCUGCGUCGUCGAUGUCGGUGCCCAGAAGACUGCGGUGACGUGUGUCGAAGACGGGUUGUGUAUCGAUGACUCGAGAAUCAACCUCAAGUACGGAGGAUAUGACAUUACGGAAACGUUCAUCAAGAUGAUGCUCUAUGAUAACUUUCCCUAUCAGGAAAUCAACUUGCGGAGAAGAUACGACUUCCUGCUGGCCGAAGAACUCAAGUGGAAGCACUGUACCAUGUCGCAGGCGAACAUUUCGGUGCAACUUUUCAACUUUCACGUGCGAGCACCCAACCAGCCUACGCGGAAAUAUGCGUUCAAGGCGUACGAUGAAGUGAUUCUGGCGGCCAUGGGGGUCUUUGAGCCGUCAAUCUUUGACAACAGCACAAAGCUCAGGGGCCGAAGAAAACUAGUCGAGCGUUCAUACAACGCCUAUGACGUGGAUAUUCCCGACGACCCGUCCUCUGCCGCACAGCUUGCCGUUUUGGCACUGGUAAAGCCGUCACUCAUGUCCAAUGCAAAUGGCUUCUCCCAGUCACAGCCCGAAGCGUCCACGCCGAGUAAAGAGAAGCCGUCGUUCAACUUCCUUUCCACCAAAGCCGAGACGGCGACGGGAACCCCCAUGGCAUCGCAUGCUGGGUCGCCAGCGCCUGAGGGUGCCAAUACUCCGGUUCCACCUCCCUAUGUCUUUGGAGCCAACAAAGAUGGCGUCAAUGGCGAUAGCCCUGCUCUAGGUAGCAUUCGGACGGCCGGCACACCAGUUCCGGGACAGUCACAAUCCACUCAGCCGCCUCCGGGAAUGUUUGUGGACGCAGCUGCACGAGGUUCUAAAGAACUGGCGACUGAGAGAGACGAGGUGCUGCCCUUGGCGCCGCUGGACAUUGCCAUCCUCACAAGCAUUCACAACGCCGCUAAGGGCGACGAGAAGAAGGUUCGCGACUUGCUGGGCAGUAUCAUGGUCAUCGGCGGCGGCGCCAAGGUCCCACAGUUCACGGUGGUUCUGGAAGAGAGGCUCAAGGCGCUGAAGCCCGACCUCAGCGAUAGGAUCCUGGUCAGCAGAAGCGCGAGGGACAUGGACGAGCAGGUCGUGACUUGGAAGGGAGCCAGCGUCUUUGCCAAGCUGUCAACCAACGAUUCGUGGAUCACGCCGUUUGAGUUUGAAAGACUGGGCGCCCGUACGCUCCACCACAAGGUGCUCUGGGCUUGGUAG
Messenger RNA from Trichoderma aggressivum f. europaeum, 2241 nucleotides. RefSeq lists its product as uncharacterized. Lineage: Eukaryota; Fungi; Ascomycota; Sordariomycetes; Hypocreales; Hypocreaceae. Gene Ontology annotation, biological process: double-strand break repair; regulation of DNA-templated transcription. The coding region runs from base 1 to 2241 and encodes 746 amino acids. The record is from RefSeq and is a predicted model, not a curated record. Gene Ontology annotation, cellular component: Ino80 complex. The transcript has 3 exons.